AUGAGGUGUCAGGGCGAGCAGACGAUACUCGGUUGCCGACCCGUCUUGAGCCAAAAUGUAGCAAAGUUAAUUGUACACACAAACAAGGUGAACAUGAAGACAGCGAACACGACUCAAGAGAAGCUGGGUAAGCAGAAGACCGUAUUCCAGCUGGCCAAGAACCAGUCGUACACGAGACCGGCGUCGGUCGUGAAGGCCGAGAGUCUCGAGAUGUUUCGGGAGACCAAGCGCUUACUGCGCGCCUCAGAUGGCACAUGUCAGGUGAGCUUGACGUCGUACAGACUGAAUAUGACAUGUGAGGCGGAUAGCUGUCCGUCCAGACAGACCUUCGUCACCGACUGUCAGAAUGGCAGUCGUGAGAUCGUUGUGCUGGAGCAUGUGGCCCAAUCGUCUGUCUCUUGUGUACCGGUAGUGAAGCGCACCGUCAAAAUGUGCAGGUCCUGCUGUCCAAGUAUUAACCAAAUGGUGACUAUGUGCAACCAGGGCAAGCGCAGACUGAUCAGAGUGUUCUGGGAGGAGGUGAACAAGUGUUGCGUCAAGCGUAAACUGGUUGAUGUACUGCCCUGCAAGGAAAGUUGCCCCGCCGACUCCGUGGUACAGACGACCUGUUUAUACGGUCAGCGCUUGAGGUACCGCAUUUACUAUGUCGGAGAAGCAUGCAGCCAACUGGUCGCAGCAGAAGCGCUCCCUUGUGAUCCUGCCAAUUGA
Molecule: messenger RNA, 708 nt
Organism: Protopolystoma xenopodis
Lineage: Eukaryota; Metazoa; Platyhelminthes; Monogenea; Polystomatidea; Polystomatidae
Source: the annotation of a GenBank genome assembly